This is a messenger RNA of Aspergillus melleus, 1560 nucleotides long. RefSeq lists its product as uncharacterized. Lineage: Eukaryota; Fungi; Ascomycota; Eurotiomycetes; Eurotiales; Aspergillaceae. Bases 1 to 1560 code for a protein of 519 amino acids. The record is from RefSeq and is a predicted model, not a curated record. The transcript has a single exon.
AUGCCUAAUUUGACUAUUCUCUGGAUGGUGUGGAUGGCACCGCUCGCUUUCUCAUUGAACACGGCCGCUGCUUCGUUCGAGAAAUGCAGCAGUCUUUCACUCCCCAAGUCUGACAACGUUCAGACUCUCCGAACACAUGGAGAUAUGGUGAUGAACCAUACCUUCACAGCAAGUACUCCACCGGUUAAUUUCUGCAACUUCAGCAUUGCCCUAACACACCCUGGGGACAGCGACAUCGUGAAUGUCGAAAUCUGGCUUCCACUCGAUACUUGGAACGGUCGCUUCCUAGCAACCGGCGGCGGAGGCUACGUCGCCGGCUACGAAUUCAACCUAAUACAGCCUAUACAGAUGGGCUACGCGACAUCACUCACCGACGCCGGCCUAAGCAAAAACGGCAAGAUUGAUCCCUCAUCAGGAGCAUGGGCUAUCUCGGAACCAGGAAAGACUAACUGGCCCCUCGUGACGAAUUUCGCGCACCGCUCCAUCCACGACAUGACUGUUCUUGCCAAAGCCGCUAUCCGAGAAUUCUAUGGCAUCGAUCCCAUCUACUCAUAUUACUCGGGCUGUUCGACCGGCGGGAGGAUGGGAUAUUCCUCCGCUGAGCGUUAUCCGGAUGAUUUUGAUGGCAUCCUGGCUAGUUCGCCGGCACUGCAUAGCGCAAAUGUUUCUGUGGGCAUGGAGUGGCCUACGGCUGUUAUGCAUGAUAGCGUUGCUGUUCCGCAAUGCGUUUUUGAAGCAUACCAGAAGGCUUACAUAGCAGCAUGCGAUGUCCUUGACGGCGCCGUAGAUGGACUGAUAUCUGAUCCGCAAAAAUGUCACUUCGACACUGGUGACUUGGUCGGGGAUACGGUCAACUGCUCAGACCGCACCUUCACAAUAACAGCAGCGCACGCAGAUGCGGUAUCAAAGAUAACACAGGGCCUACGAUCCGCAGACGGGAAAAUCUCAUGGUUUGGAAUCGCGCCUGGUGCCUCUUUCAGCGGACUCGCUGUCACGAACACCACCAACAAUACGACAUCCGUGAUCCCAGCUCCGCUCGGCGUUCCAUGGAUGAGAUACUUCGUAUCCAAAGACCCAAGCUACACCUUAGAGAACUUCACCAUUGCCGAUUUCAAGCGCAUGUACCUCCAAUCCGUCGACGAGUUCACCACCGUAUUAGGCUCCGAGAACCCGAAUCUCACAGAGUUCAGACGUUCAGAUCACAAGCUCCUCUCCUGGCACGGUCUCGCAGACCGAUUUAUCAAUUACCAAGGAACGACAUGGUAUCGGGACACUGUGCAGAAGAAUAUGGGUCUCGAAAAUGAACAGGUGGAUGAUUUCUACCGCCUUUUUCUUGCACCUGGCGCAGAUCAUUGUGAAGGGGGUUAUGGACCGGUACCUGUGGAGCCGUUCAAGGUUCUAGUGGACUGGGUAGAGAAUGGCAAUGCGCCGGAUACGCUAUUUGCAAGGAUGGUCGACGAUACUAAUACGACUGUUACUCGCGAUCUAUGUCGGUAUCCGGGGCAGCUGGUGUAUCUUGGUGGGGCCGUUAUGGAUGCGCAUAGUUUUGCGUGUGAGUGA